Pneumocystis jirovecii RU7 is the source of this 240-nucleotide messenger RNA. RefSeq lists its product as uncharacterized. The record is from RefSeq and is a predicted model, not a curated record. NCBI's taxonomy places the organism in Eukaryota, Fungi, Ascomycota, Pneumocystomycetes, Pneumocystales, Pneumocystaceae. Bases 1 to 240 code for a protein of 79 amino acids. The transcript is spliced from 3 exons.
AUGGACAAGCAAAUAAAAGAAGAAUUAGAGGAGAAAGAAAGGGAGAAAAAGCCAUUAAAGAAGCCAGCAAGACCUAUUAGUCUUGCAUAUAGAGAUAGUUGCAUGUCAGUGCUGGAAGAUGUAGAGAGAAUAACUGGUAUUUACCGUGGAAGUGCAAUGAAGAGAGACACAGUAAGUUUUUCUGUGAAAAAACAGAGACUUAAUGAGCUAGAAUAUGAAAAAUGCCAAUAUGAAGCGUAA